Messenger RNA from Engraulis encrasicolus (European anchovy), 2203 nucleotides. RefSeq names its product single stranded DNA binding protein 2b (gene ssbp2b). Gene Ontology annotation, cellular component: nucleus. The record is from RefSeq and is a predicted model, not a curated record. NCBI's taxonomy places the organism in Eukaryota, Metazoa, Chordata, Actinopteri, Clupeiformes, Engraulidae. Gene Ontology annotation, molecular function: protein binding; single-stranded DNA binding. The transcript has 17 exons. The coding region runs from base 476 to 1570 and encodes 364 amino acids. Gene Ontology annotation, biological process: positive regulation of transcription by RNA polymerase II.
UUGUGACUACACCCAGAUAGUCCACUCCGUAUUUUCCUUCUCACCGCACAUUACACUUCUGUGAUAGCAGAGGGUGGGAUUGCUUGCGAAGGGAACAGCCAGUUGUUCAAAAUCCUUCUAGGACGGUUUCAAAUUCCCCUUUAUGGCUAGUGUAUGUUUGUGUGUCCGCGUGUGUGCGCGCUAGCAAAAGCAAGCGAGAGGGGGAGGAGUGAGGGAGAGGGAGUCGUUGUAGCCAAUGCGUACGUCGUCCGUGUGCGCGCCAGCCAGAGCAAGAAAGAUAAGAAAACGCUUUCGUUUCACUGGAGGGCGGAGCUAGCGGUGUCAGUCAUGGGGGUUACCAAACACUGUGGGCGUGCCUUGUGAACCUGCUGUCCAAUGGGAGCUACUGGUCCCACAGUCACCAUGGUGACGGGGUUGUGUCCGGGGAGGCUGUGAUGGGUUGACAGGUGCGUGACAAUCGGAGCUCUCUGUAAGCAUGUACGCCAAAGGCAAGAGUAACAACGUGCCGUCCGACAGCCAAGCCAGGGAAAAGUUAGCGCUCUACGUGUAUGAGUAUUUGCUACAUGUAGGAGCCCAGAAGUCAGCACAGACGUUCCUCUCAGAGAUAAGAUGGGAGAAGAAUAUCACGUUAGGGGAGCCCCCUGGAUUCUUACACUCAUGGUGGUGUGUAUUCUGGGACCUGUACUGCGCGGCGCCCGAGAGGAGGGAGACAUGCGAGCACUCGAGCGAAGCCAAGGCUUUCCAUGACUAUAGUGCGGCGGCCGCCCCGAGCCCCGUCCUUGGAAACAUGCCUCCAGGAGAGGGGAUGCCAGUGGGGCCCGUCCCUCCAGGAUUCUUCCAGCCAUUCAUGUCACCGCGCUACCCGGGUGGUCCCAGGGGUCCACUCAGGAUACCCAAUCAGGCAUUAGGGGGAGUCCCCGGCAACCAGGCGUUACUACCGAGCGGGAUGGACCCAACGCGGCAACAAGGUCUGGCUAUUUUAGCAGGCCAUCCAAACAUGGGAGGUGGGAUGCAGCGUAUGACGCCACCUAGAGGGAUGGUGCCUCUCGGACCACAGGGUUACGGAGGUGGCAUGAGGCCUCCACUCAACGCUUUAGGAGGCCCAGGCAUGCCUGGCAUGAACAUGGGUCCUGGAGGAAGACCAUGGCCAAACCCACCCAACUCCAACUCUAUCCCGUACUCCUCUGCAUCUCCGGGGAGCUAUGUGGGUCCCCCAGGAGGUGGUGGGCCCCCAGGAACUCCCAUAAUGCCGAGCCCAGCAGACUCCACCAACUCCGGCGAGAACAUGUACACCAUGAUAAAUGCAGUCCCACCCGGAGGAAGUCGGCAAAACUUCCCGAUGGGUCCAGGAGGCGAGGGUCCGAUGGCAGGGAUGCCCGGCAUGGAGCCCCACCACAUGAACGGAUCACUAGGUUCGGCUGAUAUGGAUAGCAUUCCGAAGAAUUCCCCUGGGAACCUCAGCAUGAGUAAUCAGCCAGGCACCCCAAGAGAUGACGGUGAGAUGGGAGGCAGCUUCCUCAACCCCUUCCAGAACGAAAGUUACUCUCCAAACAUGACCAUGAGCGUGUGAGUGACAUUUUUUUUGGUAAGAAGUCCCGAGGAGUUGUCGAGGAAUACGGAACGUCGAAAGGGAACGAGGUCAUGCAGACGGAAAGACAGACGCACUGUAGCCAGUCUCCCCCUUUUAUAAACCCUCCCGAGGAUACGACAGUGGGUCCAAGAACACGCCCAUGAACAUCCCUCUCUCUCUCUAUCUUCCUCCCCCUAUUCCUCCCUUCCCUUCUCUCUCUCUGUCUAUCUCUCGCUCUAUCUUACACUCCUGAGGACAAGUUAGUGGGUCCAAGCCUCUGGUCUCUCUCCCUCCCUUCUCUCUCUCUCUCUCUCUCUCUCUCUGGCCCUCCAUCAGUCUCUUUUUGUAAUGCCGUUCCCCCGUCUUCAGCUACAGACUGAUGGGACUUCACUAAGCUGAGAGCUCUUCUAGAUCAGCUGAGGGAAAGAACCACGAGGAGUCAACACUGUUAAUAUUUGUAUCUUUUGUGUAUAUAUGUGGGUGUACAAUCAGAAGUGACAUGUGCAUGUGUAUACAAAUGGAAGUACGUAUAUUACUUGAUCCAUGUAUGGACGAGGGAAAGAAAACACACACACACACAUACAGGCACACACACACACACGCGGGCACACACAUACACACACACAUACACAC